Molecule: messenger RNA, 327 nt
Organism: Stereum hirsutum FP-91666 SS1
Lineage: Eukaryota; Fungi; Basidiomycota; Agaricomycetes; Russulales; Stereaceae
Product: peptidyl-prolyl cis-trans isomerase
Exons: 6
Coding region: 1-327 (108 amino acids)
Molecular function (GO): peptidyl-prolyl cis-trans isomerase activity
Source: RefSeq, a predicted model, not a curated record
AUGGGCGUCAGUAUUGAGACUCUUUCUGCCGGCGAUGGCACCAACUUCCCUCAACGAGGAGACAAGGUGAAAAUUCACUAUGUCGGCACCCUCAUUGACGGAAAGAAGUUCGACUCGAGUCGGGAUCGUGGGGACCCAUUCGUGACGGAGAUUGGCGUCGGGAAGGUGAUCAAGGGCUGGGAUGAAGGCGUGCCACAGCUAUCACUAGGCCAGAAAGCCGUCCUCACAGUCAGCUCAGACUACGCAUACGGCGCCCGCGGAUUCCCACCAGUGAUUCCUCCGAAUUCGACGCUUAAGUUCGAGGUCGAGCUGCUCCAGAUCAACUAG